GUCGCAAAUCGGAAGCUAAACAACCACAGGUUAGGCAAAAACUUGUUUUUAUUGGGGGAAUUACCUUACUACGAAAUGAAGACUCUAGUAGGUUUUGGAAACCCCCUUUUGGACACAAUAGUAAAUCUAAACAACAACGAUUUACUUGAUAAAUAUGGACUUGAAGCGGAUGGUCAAAAAGAAGUCGAUGAAGUGGUGAUGCAAUCAAUUUUCAACGACAUUUCAUCACUUGAUAAAACACAAACAGCUGGUGGUUGCUGCCAAAACACUUUAAGGGUGUUGCAAUGGUUGCUGAACAAGGAGAAAUGCACAAGUUUUGUCUAUGGAGGGGUGGGAGACGAUAUCAACGCGAAAAUUCUCGAAAAUCUUCUAAAUCAAGACGGAGUUAAAACACGAUACACAAUCAUGACUAAAUUUGCAACAGGUUGCACAAUAGCCCUAGUAAAUGGUACCAACCGAUCCCUAGUUGCUAAUUUGGGAGCAGCCGAAAACUACACAUUAAAAAAUAUACAAUCAACAGAUUACAAAGAAAACAUUUUAAAAAGCGAUUUUGUUUACAUAGAAGGUUUUUUCUUGACCAAAAGAAACGAUGUGGCCAACUGCAUAUUCAAUUACUGUAUUUGUCAGAAUAAGUCGUUGAUUUUUAACUUGUCUGGCGAGUACUUGGUUAACUCUGAAACAGACAUCGUUUUACACUUCGCUAAGAAAGCUGAUAUUCUUUUCGGAAAUAGAAGGGAAUACAACGCCUUAUGUAAGCACUUGAAAUGCAACGAUGUAAACAGUCUACUAAAAAUACUAAAAGAAGAUCGCAAAAAUAAGAUUGUAGUAGUAACUGAUGGAUCUGAAGUUAUAACUUGCUAUCACAGUAAUAGCAGGGUGGAAUGUAUUCCGGCACAACAGUUAAAUGCGUCUGAAAUUGUUGACACUACGGGUGCUGGAGAUUCAUUUGUGGCUGGUUUUAUUGCGGGAUUAAUUUUGGAAAAGUCGCCAAUUGAUUGCUGUAAAUUGGGAUCACAAGCAGCAAGCUGUAUUAUUAAAGAAAUGGGAUGCACUUUUCCAAAAGUAAAGCCAGAUUUUUUGUAAAAUAACGUUGAUUUAAUAAAGAAUGUAUGCUUACCUCAAUUUCGUAUAACUCUGCUGAUAUAAUCAAAAUUUACCACUAGAAAUACGUACAAUCACUGAAAAUAUGCUUAAUUUGUUUUGCAGUUUAUUAACAUGUCAAAAUAUGAAUGAAAUUUGCUGUAUAGCCAACUACCAACCGAAAGAAACUAACUAUGAUAUUACAGUGUUGCCUACCCCAUCAUAGAAUUUUAAACCUGAUUUAUAGAUUCUUCCUCCCGUAAUAGAUAAACAAUACGAAAAUCGUAGUGCCAUUUAUAAAUUCCCGUACGGGCAA
Messenger RNA from Brassicogethes aeneus, 1396 nucleotides. The record is from the annotation of a GenBank genome assembly. NCBI's taxonomy places the organism in Eukaryota, Metazoa, Arthropoda, Insecta, Coleoptera, Nitidulidae.